Messenger RNA from Hyphopichia burtonii NRRL Y-1933, 663 nucleotides. RefSeq lists its product as uncharacterized. The record is from RefSeq and is a predicted model, not a curated record. The transcript has a single exon. Lineage: Eukaryota; Fungi; Ascomycota; Pichiomycetes; Serinales; Debaryomycetaceae. The coding region runs from base 1 to 663 and encodes 220 amino acids.
AUGAACAGAUCUAAUUCUCUAUCGCUUGAUACUUCUAAAAGUAAAUCACUAUCGUUUGAUAGUUCAAAUAAGAAUCGAUUGAAGAAUAAAUUGAAAAAUUCAAUUUUUAAUAAGCAGAAGUCUAAGAGUGCUGCCAAUUCCCCAAUAUUUAAUCAGAAUUCAACUUUUGAAUCGUUACCUUUUGAAGCAUUACCAGAAAGUCAAUAUCGUUCAAGAUCGUACUCUCUACCCAAUUUCAAAGAGGCAUAUCCCAAUGUAAUGUCUAAUUCUCAUCUUGAUAAAGAAUUUGAAUUGUUUGUCAAAGACUACAAUUUCCCCAAUGAAUCGAAAAAUCAUGAUAAAUAUAACAGUGUAAUUCUACAAGAUAAUUGUGAUUGCGCCGAUUGUAAAUAUGGCUCCAACACUUUUAAAAAUUCGACUCCUCCUCCAGUUUCUAAUAAAAAAUCCGCUAAAUUACCAAGUAUAUCAUCUAUUUGCUCUUCAAUUAAGGAAGAGCCUCAUUUUGAAGAAACCAAUCAUCUACAUACAAGCUCUUCAGUCACUUCACUUAACUCUUCCAUUAAUCUGAAGGAAAAUGAGGAUGUAAUUGAUAAAAUGGCCACUAAUAUUUUGAAUGUUGUGAAAGUUUCACGUUCCAAACAUGAGAUUGAAUGGCUCAUAUAA